GUAAGAGCUUUUCGACCUGUCUGGUUAUCAGGUUAUUAUUCCCAUCACAACACCGCUGAUAAGCAAACCCGGCGCCUACUACUUGCUUGACCGCUCCGGGUGAUACUGCAUUCGCGGGCAAAGCUCCAACAAUUAUCACCCACCUGUCCAAAGGGAGAGUCUUUUGGCAGACGAUGCUCAGUGUCCGAGUUGUCGAGUUGACGAACCAGUUAGACGGGCGAUUGGCAUUGCUUUCGGGGCGUUUAAAAGUGCGCACCUCACCCACCUCGACUGCGUGCAGUAGUUUAAAAAUAACAUCGCGGGGCCUAAUACAAGCGAAAACAUUCUCGAUAAGGAAAGGCGAGGCGAAACAGUUGCGCCGCAAACUUCGGACCGGGAACAACGCAUAGCCGUAGUGAGCUCAUUCCGGCGGAAGCCCUCCCCACAACAACACCACGAAAUGCCCGAUAACAGCAACAAGUUCUGCGCCUCCAACGAUGUCCGCAUUCCGGCCUGGAUCAACGAGGCCUACUUUAAGAGGCUGCUCAAACGGGAAUUUCGCGAAUUUCGGCGCAUCCUGAACCUCUCGAUUAUUCCAGCCACUCCGCCCGGAGAGACCUACACUUCACUUCUGAUGCGCAUUGUCAUUGACAUCGAGAUGAAAGAUGGAUUCUCACAGCAAAAGUCGUACAUAGUAAAGACCAUGCUGGACGAUGCCCGGGGAAAUGGUGGCUUUGUGAACACCCUCAAUAUAUUUCCCAAGGAGAAGAUGAUGUACGAUACGAUCAUACCGCAGUUGGAACUUCUCUACGAGCAGGCUGGAUUGAGUGUGAAAUUCGCACCCAAGUGCCACUGGUCGGAGGAAAUUAAUGGACGGAUAUGCAUGGUCCAGGAGGAUCUGCAAACGAAGAAAUAUAGGAACAUCAGCCGCCUCAAAGGCUUUGACCUGGCUCAAAUGCAACGGGUGCUAGAGAAGUUGGCCGAAUUCCAUGCUGCGAGUGCUGUUUGGCGUCAACGGAAUGGAGACUUUUCGGAGGAGUUUCAACGAAUCUACCUGCCAGCCAACUACAAUCGAUCCAAAUCGUAUCAGGCAAGGAUACAGAGUUAUAAGACAGCCAUGGCCAGUUGGGGUCUGCAAGAUCACGAGCACUACGUGAGUCGCAUCCCUACGGCCGAUCAAUUUGUGCAAGCCUAUGCCCGCUGCUACAGCACCAACCCGCAUGAGUUCAAAGUUCUUAAUCACGGCGAUUUCUGGUCCAGUAACAUAAUGUUGAACUACACUCAAUCUGGAGAUAUCAACCAAGUUCGUUUUGUGGAUUUCCAGCUGUGCAAAUGGGGCAGUCCAGCCCAGGAUUUAUGGAACUUUAUUAUUUGUUCCGCCAGACAUAGCAUAAGGAUCCAGAAUUUUGACUUUUUUGUGAGAAUUUAUCAUACACAUCUGGUGCACUGUUUGAAAAUUCUGAAGUAUAACGAGAGAAUGCCAAUGCUUAGAGAACUGCAUAUGAGUAUGAUCAAAUAUGGCUUUUGGGGUUACUUUACGACCUUCACUCAUUUGGUGUUUAUUCUGCUACCCGUGGACACGGAGGCCAGUUUGGUUAAACUUACGCAGCCGGGAGAGGAAGGAGAUCAAUUCCGAUCCAAGGUCUACACAAAUCCCCUGUACGUACGAGCUGCCCUCAGUAUAUUCCCCUUCCUCUACAGGCGUGGUAUUCUAGACUUUUAAAACUUUUCUACCUACCUAUAUAAGGACUGUUAUAUCCUAAAGAAUUUAAACCCUUUAAAACUAGAUGUUUCGGACAAUAAUUAAUAACAAUUCCGCAAUGUUUAAGGUUUUUUAGAAACUUUUAGACCAAUUUUGACUAAGUUACAAUAAAAUAUAUGUUCGAUCUUUUAUAUAUAAACAAACACUUAAAAUACAAAGCCAG
This is a messenger RNA of Drosophila gunungcola (fruit fly), 1904 nucleotides long. RefSeq lists its product as uncharacterized. The transcript has 4 exons. The coding region runs from base 440 to 1702 and encodes 420 amino acids. NCBI's taxonomy places the organism in Eukaryota, Metazoa, Arthropoda, Insecta, Diptera, Drosophilidae. The record is from RefSeq and is a predicted model, not a curated record.